GAGCAGUGUGAUAAAAGAAAUGUUUAGAUCGUGAUUAUGUUUUAGUAUGUACAGCAUUUUUACAUGAUGGCCGUAGAAUGCAUAGUGUCCUGCGUAACAUGUGUGUUUUGGACUGUGAAAAACAGUUUUUAGUUAAAUCGAGCAUAUUCCUUUAUUUAAUCAGGCCCAUCAGUACAUCAGACCAUCUGCAAUAGUAGGAUAAAGGAGUAAAUUAACUCAUGGCCAAAGACAAAUCUUUGAAAAGACCUGCAAAUCCGCCCAAAAGGAAGAAGUUGACUUCACUUGCUACCAAGGAUCAUGUGGAAGAAAUGAUGGAUGGUAAAAUACAAAAGAAAAGGAAAAGGAUGGAAGUGGAGGUGGCUCCAGUACAGAUUCCUCCUGCAACAUCUUCGGCACAUGAAAAAAAACAGAAAAAGGAUAAGAAACACAAAAACAGAGAAAUGACAGAGCCAACACAGAAGACAAAGCAAACUGAGAUUUCAGAUCCGCCCUGUCGCCCAGAGGGGCCACAUAGGCUGGAAGGAGAGGAGGACUUGAGCCCUGAGGAGAUGCGGGUCCUGGAGAGGAAGAUGAAGAAGAUCCUGAAAAAGGAAGAGAAGAAGAGGCUUAAAGCAGAGGGAGUGACAGAGAAAGCGGAAGCAUCUGGACCCACUGCUCCUCAGCAGGCCUUAGAUUACCUCACCUGCUGGAAUGAAAACCGUGAAGAAUGGAAAUUCCAGAAGACCAGGCAGACAUGGUUGCUGCAGCACAUGUUUGACUCCGACAAGAUUCCAGAUGAGAAGUUCUCCGUGCUGCUGCAGUACCUGGAGGGGCUUCGAGGAGGAGCCAGAGACACCACCGCGCAGAAGGCCCUGGCCCUGGUUGAAGAGUCAGGACAAGCACCAGAGGACAGCGCUGUCCAGCAGAGGGCGCACAGAGCCAGAGAAGUUAUCCAGCUGCUCUCCUGAAGCCAUCCCUAUCAUCAAAGACAGACAUAAGGUCCAACAGAGAGAGACUGGGACGUGUUUGUUGAUCGGUGGACUGGAUCAUUGCCCUGGUCUCAAGUGGGGACUAAAACUUAUUAUAUAUGUUUUGGGUUUUUUUUGGAAAAGGAUGACUUAUAUUAAAUUGCCAGUAUUGCUUCCAUUUUUUAAAAAAUGUAACGCGUCUACAUUACUUGUUCUUGUCCGUUUCUUGACAUGAUUGUGUUGUUGCCGGGUAGUAAUCAGUCAUCAAAACCAUUUUGUAAAAUUUUAUCUUACAUGUAGUUUUUUUAUUACAAGUUAGCAUACAUUAGCACCAUAUGGGACAGUAGCUUUUUUCACUACUUUUAUUUUUUUCAUACUCAGAAUAUAAAGAAUUCAGAGGACAGACCGCAGUUUUCACCGUUAUGGAUAGACGAGGACAUGUAAAUCCCCAAAGAUGAUAAGGAAAACCGAGGGACUGCUGGAGUUAAAAGUGUCAGGAAUGUUUGUAGACGUGACAUGUUUGCACAUGUCCAAGCUCAUAUUCUGUGAAGUCACUCAUGAGAAUAAAUUUUCUCAUCCACUCAAGACAUAAACAUGAUGAACAUGUUUUGGUUAUACGACUAACUUGUCACAGUGACUUUCAGCCCAGUAGUUCAUCUUCCGUACCUGUGUGUUUGAGAUCUGUGUUUAUCUACUUAUUCUAACCUCCUCUGUGCGAAAAACAGAUGGAGAGUAGGUACAAGAGCAGCUGCCAGUGCAGGCUGCAGGAUCGGGUAGAAUGUAGGACCCCUGCACUACAAAGGCACAUAUUUUGACCCUUAACUCAGUUUACAAAAUUUUCAGGAAGGAAACUGAGUCUCUAUAUGUAGGUGAAGGCUGGUGACAUCACUUCCUGGAUUUAGAAAAACAGACCCAAAUACAUUUUAAAAAGUUAAAAGUUACUCUCAUUGUAUCAUGCCACACACUUAAGCCUAUGUUAAUAUAUUUUACAUUGCAUUUGGUCUGAAAAAUACCAGUUAUUUAAUAGUUCCUUAUAUCCUCUCCAUUUUUUAAAUCCAGUUAUACCCUUCUAGAUGUUGUACCCUUUGUAGAUGUUUUCUGAUAGUGCCUCCUACCUGGUACGAGGCAUCCACUACAAAAAGUGAUAGUGGUAAAAACAUGGUUUGAGUCUUCACCUGUUCCUGUUUAUAGGGACUCAAUUUUCUCUUGUAAAAAGUCUUUAAACUUGCUGAAGACUCAGAUGUUGGAACAUGAACACAAACUUUUUCUACCCUCUCAGAAUUUUCCAUGUUCUCAAAAAGCCAUAUUUUUAUCUCUCAAUAUGUUGCUUAUUUACAUAAUCUGAUUCAAUAACAAGAUGAUCCUU
Messenger RNA from Chelmon rostratus (copperband butterflyfish), 2313 nucleotides. RefSeq lists its product as uncharacterized. The coding region runs from base 219 to 947 and encodes 242 amino acids. Lineage: Eukaryota; Metazoa; Chordata; Actinopteri; Chaetodontiformes; Chaetodontidae. The record is from RefSeq and is a predicted model, not a curated record. The transcript is spliced from 6 exons.